CAUUAAACGAACGCGUGUGUCUGUCGUUUUCACUUCGCCUGACUUUAUUCCUGCGUCGCAACGUCUACGCAUCUGUCGCAGUUUCUAAAUUUCUUGUUCCUAAAGAAGCAGAACUUUAUAAGUAUCCAAAGAGAACAAGAAAAAUGGUGGAUGCAGCUACGAAGAAGACUUUGUCAAGCUUGCCUUUGUUAAAAACGAACUGCGGUCCGCGCGAUCGAGAGAACUGGCCAACACGUUUGAAAGAGGAAUACCAAGCUCUGAUUAUUUAUGUUAAAAAUAACAAGGAACAAGACAAUGACUGGUUUAGGCUUGAAUCUAAUAAAGAAGGCACAAAAUGGUUCGGAAAAUGUUGGUUUAUAAUGAAUUUACUGAAAUACGAAUUUGACGUCGAAUUCGAUAUUGCCGUGACCUAUCCAACCACAGCUCCAGAAAUAGCGUUGCCAGAAUUGGAUGGAAAAACUGCAAAAAUGUACAGGGGAGGAAAAAUUUGUCUCACUGAUCAUUUUAAGCCACUCUGGGCAAGAAAUGUUCCAAAAUUUGGGAUUGCUCACGCUAUGGCACUUGGACUUGGUCCAUGGCUUGCUGUAGAGGUUCCAGAUUUAAUAGCUAAAGGCAUUAUUGAGCAUAAGCAAGCAUCUUGAUUAUUGUUUUUUUGAUUAUUUUUAGGCUCAAUGAAUAUUAUCCACCAGAGUAUGGUUCACUCAUGUUAGAUACUAUCUCUCUCUAGCACAAUUUGUUCUCAAUAUUGACCCAGAAAUCUAAGAUAUAAUUCCAAAAACCAUCAUAUUUAUGCUUUUCUUGUUGUGUCUUUUUCAGAGAUAAGAUCAUACAUGAGAUAAAAAACUUUAUUUUCAUUGUCAAUUGUUGCUACAAGAUAAAAAGGAAAUCUUGUUGGUUAAUAAAUUAUUCAUAGAUUUAAAAAAAUGAAAUUCUUGGUGAAGUAAUGGGUAAAUGGCCAUGAAUUUAUACAUUUAAAUAUCUACAUUAUAGUUCAUAUAGUGAAUUCGUUUUUUGAUCAGGAAAUAUUGCAAUAUUUCUAAAAUCAAGAAAUUACCUUCUCAAUUAUGACUAAUUUCGAGUUCGAGUUUACUUCAACAAUCAUGGAGUGGUGUUUUUGUUAUUCCUUAUUGAUCAGGUUCCUUCAUUUAAAAGGGGGUUUGUCUUUGUAAUCCAUGACAGACAAAACAUUUUACUGUUAAAGCAGGUCACAACCAUUGCAAGAUAGCUUGUGAAGUUGUGAUGUCUUUUUAUUUAUCAGAGAGUAUUCGUCUGUAGGAAUUGUGAUCAGAAUCUUUACCAAAACAAUGAACUUCCCUAUUGACGAGCAUUUGUAUUAUAUAUGUUAGUUAAUUACAUACAUGGUUUUGAAUUUAUAUCUACACAUUUCACAGAAUUUAAUGCUCAUAUGCAGGGCUGUCUAAAAUGAAUUGGAUACAUUUGAAAUUGGUUAUAAUCAAUAUAAUAUUUUUAUUCUAAAUUUUUUAGUGUCAUGAUUUGAUGCCUAAGAAUAUGUUGAACAUAAAAAUAGACUUCAAUUUGUUUAUGACAUUUUAACAAUUCAAAUAAUGUCCCAGCUAACUUGAAAUACAGGAUUUGAGUUUUGUGAAUUUACAAUUAUAUGUGCUAAUUUCUAUGUUGAAUACGUUCCAAUUUAGAAUAUAAUAUUCCAUAUUCAAAAAUGUAUCUGUAAUAGUACAUUAUUCAGUUUUGGCCUUUAUGUUUAUGUUCCUGUAGCAUGAUGCCGUGAUGAACUGCCCUGCUUUAGUAUAUGUGAACUAUCAUGGUUUUUUUAUUCAAUGUACUGACUUAGACUAAAUCAGCUGUCAGCUUUUUGUCAAAUUGCAAUCAUGUUUAUGUUGCAAAUUGCAAUAUAUGAAAUGUUCAGUGAAUGAGGUUGGAUCGGAAUAAAUGCUAUUCAAAAAAGCCUUGGGAAUUUCUGUUUUUCUGGAUGUUUUCUUAUUUUCUAUCUCUUACAAGGAAUUUGUGAUUUAUAAUAGCUUAUAUUAUAUGAGUUUGGUGAAAAUUUCAUUCAAUUAAAAUUAUGUCUUGUAUGGUUAUUCCUAGUUUCAAUCAAAUAUUGUGUAUUUUGGUAAAUUUUAUGGUGUUGUUUUAAAUACAG
This is a messenger RNA of Styela clava, 2119 nucleotides long. RefSeq names its product ubiquitin-fold modifier-conjugating enzyme 1-like. Gene Ontology annotation, molecular function: UFM1 conjugating enzyme activity. NCBI's taxonomy places the organism in Eukaryota, Metazoa, Chordata, Ascidiacea, Stolidobranchia, Styelidae. Gene Ontology annotation, biological process: protein K69-linked ufmylation. The record is from RefSeq and is a predicted model, not a curated record. Gene Ontology annotation, cellular component: cytoplasm.